This is a messenger RNA of Melospiza melodia melodia, 2474 nucleotides long. It is a transcript of the gene WNT5B, whose product is annotated as Wnt family member 5B. NCBI's taxonomy places the organism in Eukaryota, Metazoa, Chordata, Aves, Passeriformes, Passerellidae. Gene Ontology annotation, molecular function: frizzled binding; cytokine activity. Gene Ontology annotation, cellular component: extracellular region. The record is from RefSeq and is a predicted model, not a curated record. The transcript is spliced from 5 exons. The coding region runs from base 142 to 1290 and encodes 382 amino acids. Gene Ontology annotation, biological process: canonical Wnt signaling pathway; multicellular organism development; cell fate commitment.
GUGAGCAGCUGAGAGUGCAAAUGAUUGCAAUUGCCAUUUAAACCAGCCCAGGUGUAGUUUAUCCUCUCUGGUACUCUGGAGUGUGAGAGCAGAGAAGUGCUCCUCUUUAGCUCUGUGUCUGGUCCUGCUUUUUGGCUGUCCAUGGGUCAAAGAAAGGGGGGCGCCCCGUCCCGGCGGCCGGCUCGGCGGGGGCUGCCCCCGCAGCCCACCAUGACCGGGCCGAGGCUGGCCCUCGCCGCCGCGCUCCUCUGCAGCUGCACCUCGCCGGUGGCCGACGCCAACUCCUGGUGGUCUUUGGCCAUGAACCCCAUCCAGAGGCCUGAGAUGUACAUCAUCGGCGCCCAGCCGGUGUGCAGCCAGCUGCCGGGGCUGUCCCCCGGGCAGCGCAAGCUCUGCCAGCUCUACCAGGAGCACAUGGUGUUCAUCGGGGAAGGCGCCCGCAGCGCCAUCAAGGAGUGCCAGUACCAGUUUCGGCAGCGGCGGUGGAACUGCAGCACGGUGGAUAACACUUCCGUCUUUGGCAGGGUCAUGAAAAUAGGCAGCCGAGAGACGGCCUUCACGUACGCGGUGAGCGCGGCCGGCGUGGUGAACGCCAUCAGCCGCGCGUGCCGCGAGGGCGAGCUGUCCAGCUGCGGCUGCAGCCGCACGGCGCGGCCCAAGGACCUGCCCCGCGACUGGCUCUGGGGCGGCUGCGGCGACAACGUGGAGUACGGCUACCGCUUCGCCAAGGAGUUCGUGGACGCCAAGGAGAGGGAGAAGAACUACGUGCGCGGCUCCGAGGAGCAGGCGCGCAUGCUGAUGAACCUGCAGAACAACGAGGCUGGCCGCAGGGCCGUGUACAAGCUGGCAGACGUGGCCUGCAAGUGCCACGGCGUGUCGGGCUCGUGCAGCCUCAAGACCUGCUGGCUGCAGCUGGCCGACUUCCGCAAGGUGGGCGACCUGCUCAAGGAGAAGUACGACAGCGCCGCCGCCAUGCGCAUCAGCCGCAAGGGCAAGCUGGAGCUGGUCAACAACCGCUUCAACAUGCCCACCCAGGAGGACCUGGUGUACGUGGACCCCAGCCCGGACUAUUGCCUGCGCAACGAGACCACGGGCUCGCUGGGCACCCAGGGCAGGCUGUGCAACAAGACCUCGGAGGGCAUGGACGGCUGCGAGCUGAUGUGCUGCGGCCGGGGCUACGACCAGUUCAAGAGCGUGCAGGUGGAGCGCUGCCACUGCAAGUUCCACUGGUGCUGUUAUGUCAAGUGUAAAAAGUGCACAGAGAUCGUUGACCAGUACGUCUGUAAAUGAAAGGAGCUGCCAAAGCGACAAAUCUAUAUUAUAUAAAUCUAUAUAAAUAUAUUUUAUAUUUGUAUAAAUAAACAGAUUAUAAUAAUUAAAGAAGCUUAUUUAAGAGACAUUUUGGUUUUGAAGUCUCCCCCCCACACACAUCAGGCCAGCUAAUUUGAUGUUCCUUCAGUUCUGCCAGGGAAUCUGUCUUUGGGUGCAUCUCCCCUCGGAUGCUUCAGUCAAAGCAUACCAGCAUGUGCUCUUUCAUUACGGAAAGAAAGCCAGUGAGAGAACCCACUCCUCUUUUCUUCUCUCUGAUCAGUAAAUCUCAGCAUUUUGGAACACUUACUGCACAUUGGAAGUUACAGCCAGUCAUGGGUGAGUCCUAGUUAUUCAGAUUUCAAAUCCUGCACUGGGAAAUUUGGAACUGGUUCUUGGUGCCUCUAAAGGGCUUUGUCACAUUUAGAGGGAAGGUUAGCUAAGGCUACGUGAGUAUGGCUUAAAAUCCAGAGUCUUGUAAACCAUUCCUGGAUGCUCCCCAGACCACAGUGGGGUAGAUGAAAGUUCACAGCCUGCUGUUGUGAGGAAGGAAGGUUCAACCUGUGGCUGACCAGUGCACAGCCUGGCAGUGCCCAUGAAGCCAGCACCUGGCUCUUCUGCACCACGUGGGCCAAGGGAAAUCUGCCCAGCUCAAACCACGUGGCUGUGUGUGUGAGGGAUUUUUUCUUUUUCCUUUAAAUCCCAUGCUGAAACUUCAUUUUUCAAUAGAGAGGAAAAGCUGCUGGUGCCAGGGGUGUUUGCAGAGUAUAUUUGUCAGUGGAAAGAAGUGCUGCACACACACACAUGCUCAAAGCUGCACUCCUCAUCCUGCUGCCAGUUCUCUCUGAAGUGGCUGCAGGUGGUCACCUUGUUCAGCUCUGUUAAAUCCUCCUCACCACCAGCCCAGUUGUAUAGUUUCUCUUUAACAUAAAAUGCCCUUCAAUGACAUUUCUUUCCCUCUGUUACUUGUGUAUAUGCCUGUUUUGUUUUAUUCUUUUGGUGAGGUUCUUUUAUUUUGCUGCUCUGUUUCAGAGGGCAGGGGCUGUGCUCUUCCCUGGCAUAAGCUAACCACAGGAAUGUUUGCUCCCAGGGUGUGGGUGUGUGUUCACUGUGGAAGUCUUCUCUGUUUUAUUUCCUUGGUAAUAAAGCUGUAUCAGGGCAGAAGG